Molecule: messenger RNA, 423 nt
Organism: Parnassius apollo (apollo)
Lineage: Eukaryota; Metazoa; Arthropoda; Insecta; Lepidoptera; Papilionidae
Source: the annotation of a GenBank genome assembly
AUGAAAAUAUUACACGAAAAGUUAAAGGCAGAAAUAAAUUAUCCAGGUGCAAUUACGUCAUUAAGAAAAGAAGUAUCUCUAUUAGGAUUCAAGUGGAAAAGGACAGAAGAUAAUCGCAGAAUCCUUAUGGAGAAACAUGAAAUACGAUAUCUUCGAAUAAUGUUUCUCAUUAAAAUUGCCGAAUAUCGCGCUCAGGGCCGCGCAAUCGUUUAUACUGACGAAACAUAUAUAGACACGUCUGACACUUCGUCGAAAUCUUAUUCAGAUAGAAGCGCCUCUGGUUUAAAGAAACCAGUUUCUAAGGGAAAUCGGUUAAUAAUAGUUAAUGCCGGCGGAGAGUGCGGUUUCAUACCCAAUGCCCUACUCAUGUUCAAGGCAAACCAAAAAAGUGGAAGACAACUGAAUGAAAGACUAUCAUUAUAA